GCGAAGUCUUAAUGCUUUUUAUUCUGUUUCUCUAUUACAGAAGACAGAAAGCUAUUGUGUUUAAAUUUCUAAUGAUAUAAUUUUUCUAACAGCGAUGUUUUUGUAUGCUUUGAAGCUAAUCAAGAUUUCAUCCACGCCUAACUCAUAAAAUAUUAUUAAAUUAUCUUCUUGAUUUUGUUACGGUUUUUUUAAUUCAAUUGUUAGCUAACUCUAACUCGUCAUGAGUUUCAAUAAUGCUCAAUAUUAUAAACUUCCAAGAGUCCUUUUACGAACAGCCAAAGACGAAAAUGAGUUUUUAAGCAGCUCUCUUGGUCAAAGUCAAAACCGGAGCUCGAUAAACUAUGGUCCUGGUGAUGAUUAUUUUGCCAAUAGUCAGCAUGUUCCCCAAAUUCGAGGAAGUGCUGGUCACGGAAGUGUGGGAUCUGUAAAGCAGUUUGAGAAGAUGUUCCGUAUACACUCGGAAUCUACGCAGUUUGGAUCGAUUAAUUUGCCGAAUAGAUCUCGGUCUAAACGAGAGGAAGUUCCAAAUCAUAACCGAAGUGUACGCAAUCCGUUUCGUGCUUUGACGAACAGUUUCAAAUCGCGACAGCAACCAAAAAGUAAUAUGUACGAUGGAUCUGAAGUCGGAAUGCAGCCUCAAAUGUUUUCAAGUGUCAGAGGACCUCUGAAAGUGAAACCUUUCGAAGAAUUUCAGAUGCACGGCUCAGUUGGACCGAAGUAUACAAGUCUUCAGAGGCCGAAAUCGGAAAUGCAAGAUGAAGAUGUGGCUUCACUGAAUGGUAGAAGUGGAGGAUCGACUAAGGGAUUAGGGAGGUCGGGAAGUGAUGUGGGAAAAAUGGAGAGAUUAGGAAGAGGGCAGAUGUCGGGAAAGGAGCUGUACUUGAAGAGAAAGAAUUACGUCAAAAAGGAGCUGAAAAAGAGAGAUUCUUCAUUUAAUGAGUUUAGUGGAGGAUCUCGGGGAAAUAUUGCGAAUGGAGAUCCGGUAUCUCUUCAGAUGCAGUCAAACACACCACAAAAUCAACACUACAAACAAGCUUCAUAUUCAGGGUCGUCGGGAGGAGACAGUGGGAUCAGAACAGAACAGAGCAGCAGUGCAGGAGGAGUGGUAGCGAGUCACAUGCUCGGGGCUAGUAUGAGUGACGAGUACGAGAUCGGAAUGCGAGCCAAUGGGCCAGGAGGAAAAGGUGGAAAGAAGCACGGGAAGGGAAAUCACAGAUCAGCUUCUGCUUCAAGAAACAGAGGGUCAACUGACGAGGACAUGGAUAACAAUUUCACACUCAUUUACGGAGACCGUCUCUCGGCAGGGGAUGGAGUCGGAUCCGCCGUGUCCGUGUCUUCGCGAGUCUCGAGCGUGAACAACUCCAGUUCGGCUGACUUCACAGUGGAACACUUGACUUCGUUCACGAUGUCACGCGAAGACGCAUUGUGGACAGUAGAUGAUGCUAUUCGGAAAUUGAAGUUGCAAGAUGUGAAGAAUAAAAUAUGGUCGCAGGAGAUGAAGCUGCGUGUGUCGGGAGACGAAAUCAAACUGUACGAUAUCAACUCCUCUGAGCUGAUAGACCGAUUCCCCUACAGCGGAGUAGCUCACGUGGAAGCCGUAGUGAUCAAGGACUACCACCUGGAGAGCAUUCUGGCCAUCAUCUACACUGACAUGACUGGACGGAAGCCGGAAAUCUAUCUUUUUCAUUGUGACCACUGCGAUGCGGACGAAGUGACAAGUGAGAUCAAACUGGCGAUGGAACACUACCACAGAUCCAAGCCAUCCAAAUAUGCAAAGGCUGCCCAGAAAAGUAAAGUCAAGCAGAGUAGUCUGAAUGGUAGUCAGCAGCGCCUCAGCGGAUAUCCUGUCGCAGCCUCACCAGUUAUGAGCAGGUCAGCCCAUGACCUAUCCACCAUUCCCCAAGGUCACUACCCGAUGACAUUCUACAACCCCAAUGCAGUGCCCGCUUCUGCCAAUCGGGGCUCUAUUAGCGGACACAGUUCGUCCCCUGCCAACUCACAAGCUAAACGAUCCGGAGGGAGGAUAACGGGUUUUUUCGAAAAGAUUUUCAAGUCCAAAUCAGAGCCAGAUUAUCUGGAAGAGUUUGGUGGUCAGAAUUUUAACGAUAGCUACCACAGUCAUUCCAACGGACGACCCUUCUCACAAAAUGAAAGGAUGUCGAAUGGGUUAAAUGGAGACGCUUUCAGUCGUCAUCAGGAUGAGAAUCAUCAACAUAUCAGUCUGUCUUAUCAUGCUAACGGGGCGAACUCUUUCGAAGAGGAUUUCUACACGGAUGAUGUCGUGGAUAAUCUAGACGACACUCUUGUGGCAUCGGCAAGUGUCAGCAGCCGCGACACGUCCUCGGGAUCACACCACCACGACUCCAAAUCGGAGAGCAGGAAACAAUUGGCUGUGAGGAUGGAGCGACAAGUGGAUAUUCUUAAUCAUUGUUUUGAUGAUAUCGAGGCCUUUGCACAGAAGCUGAAACACGUGCAUGAUGCACAGAAAGAACUGGAUAUGAGACGACAAAAGAAGAAGAAUAAGCAGAAAUUGGACAACAUGCUGGAGUACAGGGCUAAGAUGCCACCUCAGACAGACUUCAUCGACGCUUUCCAGAAGUUCAAGCUAGCAUUCAACCUCCUCGCCCCAUUGAAGAAACUGAUCUCAGACCCGAGUGCGCCUGAGCUAGUGCACCACCUGUUUCCUCCCCUCAGUCGCAUAGUGAACGACCCCAACUCAGUGGCCAUGGAGAUAGCCAAGAACGUGUACUCCCCACUCCUCACCCAGGGUGCAGUGGACCUGCUCAAGGGAUGCCUGUCUACAGAUGAGAAGAAACUGUGGAAUGAUCUGGGCAAUGCGUGGAACGUGCCCAGAGAGAGUUGGCCGAAGGAGCAUUUUGUGCCAGCAUAUGUGCCUGUGUUUUUGGAUGGAUGGAAACCUCCUCCCCUCAUUGACUCCUCCAACUCACCUCGACAGUCGAACCCAAAUCCGUCUUCAUCUUUGACCUCCACAGCUUCUCCCAGGAUGCCACCCCAGAGCUUGGGAAACGGACAUGCUAGGCCAUCAUCAUUUGCUGCUAUCUCACAAUCAAACACGCUGACAACUGAGUUUUCAUAUUCGGAUUCCACUAACCAUUUUCACCAUCGAGAAUCGAGGAGACCCUCUCUGGAUGUGCUGGCAGAGUGCUACCAUGACUACAGCGGCAGACGCUUGUCUGCCAUUCCCCCUCCCCCACAAGAGCUAGCCCCUCUCCCAAGAGCUGUUUCGACUAGCUCACUAGCAGAUCCCUUGCCCAAUAGACACUCGAUGCCAGUGGUGCCCCCUCCUAGUGCAGCAGCCCCCACACCCUCCUCCCUCCUCAAAUCGUCUCCGCCCUCUACUGUUGUGGUGAAGACUGACUUCGUGGCUGGCAACUACAAGGAGCUAACAGUGCGCAAGGGAGAAGUACUCGAGAUUGUAGACAGUACCCGCAAAUGGUGGGCGGUGAAGAACACCUCUGGCCAGACUGGCUAUGUGCCCAAUGUCAUCCUAUCCUCCCCCUCCAUUGGCGGUGGCAGCACCCAAUUGGAACCCACUCCCACCUUCCACCACCACAUGCAUAAUAUAGUCGACACAUCCAACAAGCUCAAAGAACAACAGGUGUUCAACACUCAUGCUGCUGCAACUGUUCAACCUCAGCGGACUGCGGUGACCCAAAAUGGUCCGCCAGCUCCCCCGGGCCCACCCGCAUUUGCAAUACCCGCCCCUCCGCCUCCCCCACCACCCGAGGCACUGCAGCCGAAACCGGUGGUGAAACAAGUGGCGAAACCCAAAGCAAAACCAGCACCUGUUCAGCCCUCACUGCAAGACUCACUACAGGAUGAGCUCAUGCAGAGGAUAAGGAGCGGAAACCCAUUCAAAUCGGGUAAAGCUAUCACGCCGAAAAAAGAGGAACCCCAGAAAGAAAUUAAUUCAGUUGUGACGUUGAAUGUGAAAUCAAAAGGGUCACCACUGAAGACUACCCCCUCCACUCACUCGGGUGGGGACAACUCGAAAGCAUCUGUGAUCAACUACGAGUCAACACCUAAGGAGGUCUAUGAGUGGCUGGCGAGCAAGGGCUUUUCAAGUCUAACUGUAGAAGGUCUCGGAAUCCUCAACGGCUCACAGCUGUUCAGCCUGAGUAAGGAUGAGUUCAUGGAGGUAUGCUUCCAUGACGGUCCUAGAGUUCACAGCUUCGUCACGGUCCAGAAGAGUCUGGCCAACUCGGCUAGUGCUGCCAACAGCUCCAGCGGCAUAGGAGGAUCAGUGACCGACUCGUAUGGUAGCAGCGCCAUGUCCACUUACAAUGAUCCCUUGACACAGCUCUGAUUUGUUAACGACGCUUUCCAGUUUAAGCUGCAGAUUUUGAAUGGACGCUAUGAUGUUUGUGUCUUUUUCCCCGCUGUUUAUCUCUAUCCUUCUCGUUGUUGUUUGUUCCUAAUUUAUGCAGCAGACUUCUCACAUUCGUUAUUCUAAUUGUAACGCGUCCAAAAGAUUCUGAGAGUGAAAUUUUUGGAGGAAAUUCUGUGUUUACUAGUGAGAAGAACUGAUAACCUGUAAUUUUUUCAUAGAUUUUUAGAAGCUAAGCCAGCAGAAUCAAUUUGUAAAAUUUGUUCUGAAGAAACUCCCUGUUUUUGAAACAUUUAAUCGCGAAAAGUUUAAAUUCCUUUGUAACUAUCAAUCUCGAAUUAGCCUUCAGAUUUAGCGCAACUAUGCGAGAGUCUGUCAUUUUUGAAAUAUCAAUCGGAAUAUCCUACUGUCUUACAUAUCAAGUUUAUUGAUUUACCCUCUGUAGAAUCGAGUCAAUUUAGAAUUCGCAUUUGAA
Messenger RNA from Symsagittifera roscoffensis, 4823 nucleotides. RefSeq names its product epidermal growth factor receptor kinase substrate 8-like. Gene Ontology annotation, biological process: regulation of Rho protein signal transduction; Rho protein signal transduction. The transcript is spliced from 23 exons. Gene Ontology annotation, molecular function: actin binding. Bases 221 to 4327 code for a protein of 1368 amino acids. The record is from RefSeq and is a predicted model, not a curated record. NCBI's taxonomy places the organism in Eukaryota, Metazoa, Xenacoelomorpha, Acoela, Convolutidae. Gene Ontology annotation, cellular component: plasma membrane.